AUGCACUGGUCUGGUCUUUCGACAUGCCGCAUCUUCACCACUCUCUAAACUCCCAGCGGCUGCCGGUUUUGCCGGAAGAACUCAUCGUCGAGAUCCUUUUGAGGCUUCCGGUGAAAUCCCUUGUCCAAUACAAGUGUGUUUGCAAAUCAUGGAAAACCCUAAUCUCUGAUUCCCAAUUCGCAAACAAUCACCACCUUCUAACCUCAAAAGCGUAUCCACGAUUGUUCCUUAACGAUGGAGUCCACGAAAUCGUAUCAUACCCGGUGAAUUCAUUGUUAGAAAACCCAUCAACUCCUGUUAUACCACUCGUUAGCUUCAGCUUCAGAAUGGACUUGCAUAGUAUUCUAGGUUCAUGCAAUGGUUUGCUUUGUUUGUAUCAUAUUCAUACGCGUCAAUGCAAAUUAUUGAAUCCUUCCAUCCAAUUGAAAUCCCAAGUAUCUCCAACCAUUGUAUUAGAUUUUGAGAUUAUCAUACAUCAUGGUUUUGGUUAUGAUCAAGUUAACCACAAGUAUAAGCUACUGUUAGUUGUGCGAGAUGUGGUGUAUUGGGAUCUUGAACCUAUGACUAGAAUUUAUACCUUUGGUGAAAAUUCUUGGAAAUCUCUUCCAAAUUUCCCGUGUCUUCCUCAUAGGGGUUUAGGGGUAUAUGUGAGUGGCACUUUGAAUUGGAUAGUUGCUAAAGAUGGUGUCAAUUCUAAUCAAUGUGUGAUUAUUUCCAUUGAUCUUGAGAAAGAAAAUUACGGGGAAGUGUUGCUACCUCAACAUGAUGAUGCUCACAAUGUACGCUAUUCUGGAUUGAAUGUGUUGAGUAACUGCCUUUCUGUGUGUUUUGAUCAUUCUAAGGAAAGUCAUUGGAUUGUAUGGAUGAUGAAAGAGUAUGGAGUUGCUAAGUCAUGGACUAAAUUGUUUAUCAUCCCUCACGACAAGUUCAAGUUUAGGCAUCUUUUUGUUGACCCUUUGUUCAUUUCAGGAAAUGGUGUUGUUUUGCUGAGAAUCAUCAAUUUCUUACUUUCCAAACUUGUUCUGUAUAACUUAUCUGAUGGUAGGAUGGAUUAUCUUCGGAUUUUGGGCAAGAAUGAUCGGGAUAUACAUAUUUACCAUGCUCAGGAUAUACAUAGCGACAAUGGUCGGGAUAUACAUAUUCACCAUGUUCGGGAUAUAUAUAUUCACCAUGAGAGUCUAGUAUCACAGCAGUGGUAAUUUAAAGUUGAGACAAAUGACAAAUCAAAGUAGUAUAGGAAAUGCUCCUUUACAAUUAACUUAUCUACGCAAGGAGAAGGACAUGAUCAAACUACAACACCACUCCUGAAGGAUUUAAAAGCAAGCCACACGAGGAUAGUUCAUAGCCACCACUACGUUCCUUGCUAAGCUGCUAAAAAAAUUACUUUAUAUUCUUAGUGAAGAUAUCAUGUUUGAUAGUUGAUUUGGUUUGUACUUCAAGUGAUUAUCAAAGUGGUAGAGGCAGUCGAGGGAAAUGUUAUAAAGUGAAGUUUUUUUGUUUUAAUAAUUUUUUUAAGUUGAACUGAUCCCCAAAAACUUGUCUAAAACCGAUCUGAUAACCCGAACUAACCAAUGUUCAUCUUGGACGAUAGUGUAAUUCCUGUGAGAACUUUGUAUUCCAAUUUAGUUAUGUAUAUCAUAUAUGAUGCAAAUAA
Messenger RNA from Medicago truncatula (barrel medic), 1654 nucleotides. RefSeq names its product F-box/kelch-repeat protein At3g23880. Bases 24 to 1199 code for a protein of 391 amino acids. Lineage: Eukaryota; Viridiplantae; Streptophyta; Magnoliopsida; Fabales; Fabaceae. The transcript has 2 exons. Gene Ontology annotation, molecular function: protein binding. The record is from RefSeq and is a predicted model, not a curated record.